This is a messenger RNA of Cinclus cinclus, 540 nucleotides long. RefSeq names its product ribosomal protein L27a (gene RPL27A). Bases 46 to 492 code for a protein of 148 amino acids. The transcript has 5 exons. Gene Ontology annotation, molecular function: structural constituent of ribosome. Lineage: Eukaryota; Metazoa; Chordata; Aves; Passeriformes; Cinclidae. Gene Ontology annotation, cellular component: cytosolic large ribosomal subunit; ribosome. Gene Ontology annotation, biological process: translation. The record is from RefSeq and is a predicted model, not a curated record.
CUCGCGAGAGCCACGCCCUUUCUCUCCCUCGCGCACGCCGGCAAGAUGCCUUCCAGGCUAAGGAAGACCCGGAAGCUGAGAGGACACGUCAGCCACGGCCACGGCCGCGUGGGCAAACACAGGAAGCAUCCUGGAGGACGUGGUAAUGCCGGUGGUUUGCACCAUCACAGGAUUAACUUUGAUAAAUAUCACCCUGGUUACUUUGGGAAAGUAGGCAUGAGGCACUAUCACUUGAAGAGAAACCAGAAGUUCUGUCCCACUGUCAACUUGGACAAGCUGUGGACACUGGUCAGUGAACAGACGAGGCUCAACUAUGCCAAGAACGAGGCCGGACUGGCCCCGGUCAUCGACGUUGUGCGCUCGGGCUACUACAAAGUGCUGGGCAAGGGGAAGCUGCCCAAGCAGCCUGUCAUUGUGAAAGCAAAGUUCUUCAGUAGAAGAGCAGAGGAGAAGAUCAAAGAAGUUGGUGGUGCCUGUGUGCUUGUGGCAUAAAAAUUUUUGUUUUAUUCAAAUUUUUUGAAUAAACAAUGCAUAAAAUGA